This is a messenger RNA of Phascolarctos cinereus (koala), 915 nucleotides long. RefSeq names its product gamma-crystallin B. Gene Ontology annotation, molecular function: structural constituent of eye lens. The record is from RefSeq and is a predicted model, not a curated record. Gene Ontology annotation, biological process: visual perception; lens development in camera-type eye. Lineage: Eukaryota; Metazoa; Chordata; Mammalia; Diprotodontia; Phascolarctidae.
GUUGAGCUCUGUCUCAGCCUUCCAGUGGAGGCCCAGGGGCUGGCUGGGUAGCCCUAGUCUAACAGGAUGGUCAGGAAAACAGCCCACACAUGGCCUUCCAUGGCCCAGCCCGAGCCUCAGACACCAAACAAUGGAUCACAUUUAGGCUGCAGGGAGUCAUGGAGAAAACAGGAAGAAUGGCCUGGCUAUCACUUAAUCUCUCAGGGCCUCAGUUUCCCUUGGUAUAAAAUGAAAGUAUCGGAGAGUUCAGAGGUUCCUUACAGUUGCUCUGGUCCUGGCUCACAGCUCUGUGGCAUGGGGUAGAGGGCCAGGGCGAGGGAUGGAGGCAGCACCCAGCUGGGGCCCUGACCCUGCUGUCUUUCCCCAGAUAACCUUUUAUGAGGACCGCCAUUUCCAGGGCCGCUGCUAUGAAUGUAGCGGUGACUGUGCCGACCUACAGGCUUACUUCAGCCGCUGCAACUCAGUGCGUGUGGACAGUGGCUCCUGGGUCCUGUAUGAGCAGCCCAGCUAUAAAGGCUGCCAGUACUUCCUGAGGCGUGGCGAGUACUCAGACUAUCGCCAGUGGAUGGGCACAAGCGACUCCAUCCGCUCCUGCCGUCUGGUGCCCAGGCAUGAAGGCUCCUACCGCAUGCGGAUCUAUGAGAGGGAGAACUGUGCGGGGCAGAUGAUGGAGUUCACUGAGGACUGUCCCUCCAUCCAUGACCACUUCCACCAGAGGGACGUCCUGUCUUGUAACGUCCUGGAUGGGUACUGGGUCCUCUACGAGCAGCCCAACUACCAGGGCCGCCAGUACUUCCUGCGGCCUGGAGAGUACCGGCGGCACAGCGAAUGGGGCGCUGGUGCUGCAGUGCUGGGCUCCUUCCGGAGGGCCGUGGACAGCCCUUAGGUGCCAGCCUGAGGCCUGCUCAGCUUGAC